AUGGGCGAUACAAGCAACGAAUCCGCACCAUCGGUCCUACCCAAUGGCUUUCCUCCCCGUUUGGAGGGUGCCAUGACAUGGGAAGGCAAGGACUUUGGAGCCAAUCCAGAGCUUUACGUCCUCCAGCUUAACAUAGACGAGAUAUCGCAGGUCGAUCAAGCAGUCCGUACAUUCAAAGAGACCGGCCUUGCACGAGGGCAUAUAUCGAAGAACACCUUCAAACUUCCACAAGCCCUCUCUGAGAAGCUUCAGAACAUUUCCAUCAAUGUAUACAACGGCACUGGGUUCACCGUUUUGCGUGGCAUUGAACCAGAGAGAUACACCGAAGAGGAAAACCUUCUCAUGUUCUUAGGUCUCUCAAGUCAUGUCGCACCAGAACGUACCAGCAAGCUGGACCAUAUAUACGACGUGACCAAAGCCAAAGGACUGCGCGGCAAUAUCUUACCGCCAGCACUUCCAGGCCCCCUAGGCUUUCAUUGCGACGUUGACGGUGGAGAUAUCGUUGCUAUGUUUGCCCAAAACGUUGCGGAAAGUGGAGGAAUGCAGCUAGUUACUAGCUUCUGGAAGAUGUACAACGAAUUGGCAUCCACUAGCCCCGAUGUCAUUCGUCAGUUGUCCGAUCCUCUUCCGUGGGAACAGAAAGAUGGCGAGACCGGCGAACCCUUCGUGGGAUACCGAUCCGUUAUCGCUUGUCCUGAAGGCAUGGCCCAGGUGGCUUUUGUGAGAAGCAUACUUCUGGGCUCUGACUUUGUGCCUCGAAGUUCUGAUACACCGCGGCUCUCGGAUGAGCAGAAGUCUGCAGUGGAUCUCAUGUGCGAGGCUGCUUCUCGCCAUGCCGUCAAGCUUGAGCAAAAACGGGGCGACAUCCUGUUCUUGAACAAUCUCGCUAUUCUGCAUGCGCGCGAAGCCUAUGAAGAUAGUGAGAGUAAAAGCCGUCACGUACUUCGACUUUACAUCCGAGACCCAGUUCAAACGUGGCCAACACUAGAGGCUCCUGCCGGUCGUGAAAAGAUCUGCGCUCGUUAUGGUGUUGAGCCAGAAGGACAGGUCUAUCUUACGCGGUCUGAACUGCAGAAGGAAGGGUUCUUUUCUCCUCAGUGUCAUCAUGACUGA
Molecule: messenger RNA, 1113 nt
Organism: Alternaria burnsii
Lineage: Eukaryota; Fungi; Ascomycota; Dothideomycetes; Pleosporales; Pleosporaceae
Exons: 5
Coding region: 1-1113 (370 amino acids)
Molecular function (GO): oxidoreductase activity
Source: RefSeq, a predicted model, not a curated record